Molecule: messenger RNA, 4270 nt
Organism: Conger conger (European conger)
Lineage: Eukaryota; Metazoa; Chordata; Actinopteri; Anguilliformes; Congridae
Gene: npnta
Product: nephronectin a
Exons: 14
Coding region: 373-2295 (640 amino acids)
Cellular component (GO): membrane
Molecular function (GO): calcium ion binding
Source: RefSeq, a predicted model, not a curated record
CGUGUAAUUGUCAACAAGCAGGAGGAUUUUGCUGCGCGCAGAAUAGCAGUUUCAUUGGGCAGGGAGGCUGAAUGGAGGGGGGAAACUGCGGGGACGCUUGAGCGCCAGUAGAGUGCACUCCGUUCCUCGCGCAUUGGGUCAUUCCUAAAGGCAGCGGACUUUCUUCAGCACCUCGGGAACACUGUAGCUACAUGAUCGGUUUCAAGGACACCAUAAAAUCGUUCAUGCAGCUCUGGUUGUAACGUUUCAGCGACCUCGGGGGCUCACUUUCGCCUUCGCCUCUUCGUUAAAUAUCUGAAUGCUGUGGUCUACUCUCUGAGCGUACGUUUGGAUUUGAAGUGAACCGACGCUGCGUGAGAAAUAUAUCUAAACAUGGAAUUAUGGAUAAAGUUAAUGUUGUUGGGCAGUUGCUGUAUCGGUGCAAGUGCAGAGUUUGACGGCAGGUGGCCCAGGCAGAUGGCCUCCUCCAAUGGGCUUUGCCGCUACGGCGCAAGGAUCGACUGCUGCUGGGGAUGGACCCGGCGCUCCUGGGGCCACUGCCAGCCUCCCUUCGUCUUAACGCACAGGGUAGUCGGGAUAAGGUGCCGGCCCCAAGCUGUCUGUCAGCACGGCUGUAAACACGGGGAAUGCGUUGGGCCGAACAAGUGCAAGUGCUUCCCUGGGUACACCGGAAAGACCUGUAAUCAAGACGAGGAGUAUUUAACCCCCCCAAUAUGGGACAGUCAUCCUCCUAUCUUUCUCCCCACGGACCUCCAGCCAGCAGGUGGCGCUCCAGAGGAUCUCAACGAGUGCGGACUGAAGCCACGGCCAUGCAAACACAGGUGCAUGAACACCUACGGGAGCUACAAGUGCUACUGCCUCAACGGCUACAUGCUGAUGCCUGACGGUACAUGCGGAAACGCCCGCACCUGCGCCAUGGCCAACUGCCAGUACGGCUGUGAGGUGAUGAAGGGAGAGGUGCGGUGCCAGUGCCCGUCGCCUGGGUUACAGCUGGCCCCCGACGGCCGCACCUGCGUGGAUGUGGACGAGUGUGCGACAGGUCGAGCCAUGUGCCCCAGGUUCCGAAAGUGCAUCAACACCUUCGGAAGCUACAUAUGCAAGUGUCACGAGGGAUUCGAGCUCCAGUACAUUAACGGGAAAUACCAGUGCACAGAUGUGAACGAGUGCACUUCAGCACAGCACCAGUGUGGCAGCUUCUCCGUCUGCUACAACACACCAGGCUCCUACAAGUGCAAGUGCAAGGAUGGCUUCCGUGGGAUGGGCUACGACUGCAAGCCCAUCCCCAAAGUGAUUAUUGAGCCUCCGAGACCAGGAAAGGAAACACCAGAUACAACCAAAGGGAACAAGAUCCCAGACUCCGACCACAAGAGGACCACGACCGUCCGCCCUGUCACACCCAAGAGAAUCCCUCCCACCACCACCACCCGUGCCCCGGCACCACCUCGCAGAGUCACCCCAGCCCCCACCCGGAAACCGGCCAUCCCCACCCGAAAACCAGCUGUCCCAACCCGAAAGCCAGUUGUCCCCAUCCGAAAGCCAAUUGUCCCGACCCGAAAGCCAGUUGUCCCCACCCGAAAACCAGCGGUCCCUACGCGCAGGCCGAUAAUCCCCAUCCGCCGCCCGGUCAUCCCUACCCGACCCCCUCCCACACGGAGGGCCCCGACCCAAGCACCGACCGUCCCCGACAACAGUAUCCAGAAAGAAGUCAACCAGAAGCAGAGGGGCGAUGUUCACAUUCCUCGCAAUCAUGGACAGAACAAUGUGUUUGGGGUGGAUGUUGACAUCGAACUAGGAAAUACCGCAGAUGAUGCAAAGGAUGACUCAGGAGCUGGGUUUCUUAGCUGCACCUUUGAUAAUGGCCUCUGCGGUUGGAUCAGAGACAGAGAGGGAGAUUUGCAUUGGGAAACCACAGCAGAUCCAUCAGGUGGAAGGUACCUGACAAUCCCAGAGGUUGGGAAUAAGAGGAGCGGUCGGGGGGCACGGUUGGUCCUCCCGCUGACUGAGCCCUGGAACUCAGGCAACCUGUGCCUGUCCUUCCGCCACAAGCUGGCGGGCCACCACGUGGGUGUGCUGCAGGUGUUCGUGAAGAAGGGCCGGCAGUACAGCCCGGCGGUGUGGGGCCGGACCGGGGGCCACGGUUGGAGACACACCCAGAUCACGCUGUGGGGGACGGGCUUGGAGAGUGUGAUCCUGAAGGGGGAGCGCGGGAGGGGCAGGAGUGGAGAGAUGGCAGUGGACGACAUCAGCCUGAGCAAGGGCGCAUGCACCGAGGAGCACAACCUGAGGAGACUUUAACACGGGCGGCGAGACGCGCAGGGACACAGACCAACCCCCACCGAGAGGCGAGCUCUGCUCCGCCCACACGACCCGACUGGGGGGCCGUUCUGAAGAGGGGUGCCCUUUUCAGUAAAAAAAAAAACAAAAACAAACUUUGAACAGGAGAAAGGACUUCCUGAUUGGUUCCUUAGUUUCUUCUCCCUGGUUCUUUGCAUACUGUAUUUAAUCUGCGCAUGCUCCUAUAACAUGCUCGUUAUAACAAAGUGCACAAUUCGCACAGCCAAAAAAAAAACCUAAAUUGAGUCAAUAUUACAAAAAUCAUAUUCUGUUUGGUCUGGUGUUUCUAAACAUGCACCACAGACACUGUGGCCAUGUGGUCGGUGAACAAACUCCCCCAAAAAUUUGUAUCUCCACAACGAGUGAAAACUUGUGGUUCAGUAACUCACAUGAAGUAAACAGAGGCACAUUUAUGGGGUGAUGUCACACAAACAUUUUAAAGAAUGCUUUGUAAAGGUCUGAUGAUAUCAGUCACUUUAUUAAAAUAUAGUUAUGGUAAUCAGCAACUGAGGAAUUUACUUACUUCAAUGGAGUUAUGGAUCAUGCAGCAGUUCUCUCUACAGAUAAUUCAUACAAAAUAACCAGAAAAUUGAGUUGUGAGAAAACAACUUUUAUCGCCUAGUCAAGAUAAUUAUUCUUUUCUAAACUUCUGCUGAGGUUUUACACAUUUAUGAUAUUGAUGUGAAAGUAUCUAUCCUUCUACCUUGGUAAAGGAUCAGUUGUGUCUGUUGAAAUGCAUAUUUAUUUAAAAGAGAACUGAAAAUAUAUGUUUUCUAUGAUAUUCGCCUGAGAAAGCUGUUUGUUUUCCACUUUAAUUGCAUCAAUAGCAAUCAUUUCACUUGUAUUCAUGAAUAUAUGAUGCCAGUGUCACUUGCAGUAUGUCGUGUAUGAGGUUUUAUGCCUGUAGGAAUGGAAUAAUGUUAUAAUGACAUUGUGCAAAGCCUCGCAUUUAAUCAGAUUUGGUCAACUUCUAAGAUUAAUUUGAUAUACUUGUACUUAACACACUGAAAUCUGACAGGCUGUGGUACUGUACCAUGCUAAAUCCUAUUAACUGCUAUUAGCAGUACACAACCCUAUAUGUUUUUUUGUUUGUUAAUAUAGUAUUACAAUGAAUGUCUAACUCAGACAGCAACAGUACUGUACUAUUUCUGCCAUUUCAACAUUGACAGUGACUGAAUUCCAAUGUAAUUUGUUUUGUUUAAUGUUGCUUAUUAUAUUGAUAAUGGUCUUGAGUUAGACAUUGUAUUAUUGUAAAUGUAGUCAUACGUGUACAUAUAUUUCAUAUUUUUGCAAUAUAAAACAUUGUGGGAUGACAGCUAUGUGAAGUCAAAAUGUAUUGAUUGGAAACUAUUGGCUGUCCCUGUAGUUAAAUAUCAAAGUAUUACAAGCAAAAUGAAAUUGGUGCUGGUUUCUGCUAUUUUCUGGGGAAAAAAAAGAAGAAAAAAAAAGAAGUAAUACAGUCCAUAUUGUAUUACUCGUGAACAUUGUGUGCAAAAUAACACUAGACCUAAAAACAUAUUGUUUGGUUGACCCCAAAGAGCCAGUGUUCUUAGCCAAUUUAGCAAUUUCAGAAAACAAAUCAGUCUGCAGAUAUAAUGUGAUACACAGAAGCUAAGACAGUCUAAUUGGGAGUUACCAUAUACUUUCCUUAUUAUCAAUGGUAUAAUGGAAUGGAACAUAACUUCAGGUUCCAUCGAAGGACAUUGUUGUUAAUAAAUUGAGUAUAUACUCCAUUUUCACAUUUCAUUUGUUUAAACUCAUGCAUACAGUAUUUGUGUCUGUAAAACUUGCCUUCAUUUGGCUGCAUCAGCCGUAGUGUCUCAGCAUAGAUAUGCCCAUUCCUUGUCCCUUUGAAGAGAACUUCCCUGAUAGAUACUGUACAGUGUAUUGAUGAUUUUCUCCCUUGAAGAAGUGUUAAUUAAAGUGUUAUUGUUCA